This is a messenger RNA of Plasmodium vivax (malaria parasite P. vivax), 977 nucleotides long. RefSeq lists its product as hypothetical. NCBI's taxonomy places the organism in Eukaryota, Apicomplexa, Aconoidasida, Haemosporida, Plasmodiidae. The record is from RefSeq and is a predicted model, not a curated record. Bases 300 to 665 code for a protein of 121 amino acids. The transcript is spliced from 3 exons.
CUCCCCUCAUCAAAAGAGUCCAAAUGACAUUCGAAUGACGUUCGUAACGCUAAUAAUAAACAAACGAACGUUUUUAUAUGCACAUAAUAUUAUUAUAUACAAUGUGUAAUGUGCAACAUGUACAUAUGUGAAUGCCAAAGGCUGCACCUGGACGAAUUACACACGCUAUAAUCGCAAAGAGGAAUUUUACAAAUAAGCAAAAACUGCGUUAAUCAUUGCGCAUAGCUCUUUUCCCACCCAAAUUACACACGUAUAUUCGUCCUUCCAUUAUUUGAAGUGUAAAAUAUAAGAAAGUCAAAAUGAAAGUAGCUCUUCUCAUAUUUGUCAUCCUCGCUUUGCUAAAUUGUAAAAGCUAUGGAAAGUCGAAAAUGAAAAAAAAAGGCAAAAAUGGAAAAAAGAAUAUAUCGUUGGGGGGCGACUUUUUGGGGGACAUCACCCCUCUGCCCAAUUCAGUAUACAACCUACAUGUUGAUUUGAACAAAAAUUACGUACUCAGUAGCUUUCUUUUAAACGAAAGCGAACGGAUAAAUGACACUCUAUUUUUAAUGUAUAAAGAACACUCGAAUACAGUGAAAGAACUCCAAGAAACCAUGGACCAAAGACAAAAGGCGAUAGAUCAGUUAAUUAACGAAAUGAAAGAACUCAAAAUUAAAUUUGAUUCCUAAAAAUGCACAAUUGUUUUGUUCGUGUCAGAUUUGCAUUUUUUUUGUGUUCACUUUGGCAUGUAAGCUGUGUCUCCUGCGUUGUAGGACAAGCUCCCCUUUCAUGGCUCAGCUUAGCCUCUUCUCUUUUGCUUUUCCCUCUUUUCGACUUUGCGUUUGCGUUUUAAUGUGCCAUUUACACGUGAAUUAAUUCCGUUGGCGCUAACGUUUGUCUUCGCCAAUUCGUUACAUAUCGAACAAAUUGUUUGUUUUUGUAAAUAAAUGUGUAUAAAAAAAAAUGCCAUCGAUCGGGUGUGCAAAACCCGUACGCGGGGG